AUGAAACCCGAGCUCCGACAUUACUACAGCAAAACAGCUACAGAAUCCUCAAAAACUACCUCCAUAAGCCAGGAAAAGAUGGAGGGAGAGUCAGCACACUAUGGGGAAACACUCCCGGAAACCCCGAUGGUCAUCCGUGGGACAUACCCACGAUAUCGGGCAACUCUUGUCUCAGGCAAGCCCAAAAUGGCGGACGUCUUUCAAACCAUGGGGAUGAAGUCACUCUCUGCCUCAGAGGAUGAGUACCUGAGCGAUAUGCCGACCCAGACACCUCAAAGGAAGCAACAAACUGCACCACCAAGGCAGUCAGAACCACCACUAUCCACCAAGGUCGGCCUAUCAAGCAUGGUGAAUGACCUUAAGGCCUUCCUCACAGCAGAAUUAGCAGGCCUCAAGAUGGAGCUGAGCACACUUACAGGCCGCAUGCGAGCCACGGAAGAAGUAAUCCAGGACUUGAGAGCCCAGCAUGAUGCCACGGCAAAGCAAACGCAGGAGCUAGUAACCACAUGCUCACAACUAAACGCCCGAGUGGGGCAGCUUAAAGAUAUGGUGAGACAGAGAAAUAUCAAGCUGAAGGGGAUCCCAGACACCGUGACAGCAGACGAACUGCUGCACCUCAUAAAGAGGCUGCCCUACCACCUAAACAGGCCAAAGGACUGA
This is a messenger RNA of Pelobates cultripes (western spadefoot toad), 660 nucleotides long. The record is from the annotation of a GenBank genome assembly. Lineage: Eukaryota; Metazoa; Chordata; Amphibia; Anura; Pelobatidae.